This is a messenger RNA of Phaedon cochleariae (mustard beetle), 971 nucleotides long. The record is from the annotation of a GenBank genome assembly. Lineage: Eukaryota; Metazoa; Arthropoda; Insecta; Coleoptera; Chrysomelidae.
AUGUCCUGCAAUCAUUGCAAUACCAAAUUCAAUUUUUUUCAUAGGGAGCUUGGAUGUUCGACUUGUGGACUAUCUUUCUGCAGCAAGUGUUUGAAGAAAGGGCCCAAUCUGUGCAAACUGUGUUUUUCAAAAUCAUCCUCUGGGCAGACCUCUGAACAGUCUAAUGUUCCUCCACCAGAUAAAUUCAUCAAGAGAUUAGAAAAUUUACAAAAUCCUACAGUUUCACCAGUAAAGAUUUACAAACAAGAUGUGGAUUCAGAUGCAUUCAAGAGUGGUCUUAAUGCAAAAGAUAAAGAGUUGGUGGAACGUUUAGAAAAGAUCAAGAAUGAUGGAAAAAGACCUGUACCUAGUGAUAGUGAAAUCAGGCAAAGACUGGCAAAGUUGAAAGGACAAAAUGAAUAUGUGGAAACUUCCAGUAAACCACUUUUCACAGUUGAUAAGAGAACAGACCAAGAAAAGAUUGAUUCACUUUUGGAACAGUUCAAUUCAGAGAAAGAUAUUGAACUGGCUCAUAAUCCUGCAAAUGAGAUUGAAGUCAGAUUAGCUGCUUUGAGAGAACAAGGAGUUAGACCCAAUGAAGGAUCCUAUAUCAGUAAUUUACAAGAUUCUAGUGGAUCAGAAGAAGAGAUUGAUAAAAUCACAAAGAAGGUGAUGGCCGAGGUAGCGCUCGAAGAGAAGCCACGCCCCCAGACCUAGCCACGCCUCCCGACCUGACCACGCCCUCCGAGGAGCCCCGCCCCCCUACCGACGAGCUGCCGUGGUGCGUGCUGUGCAACGCCGACGCCGCCUACCGGUGUCUCGGCUGCGACGGCGAUUUGUACUGCGCCGCCUGCAAUAAAGAGGCGCACGACAAUUUGGCGGAGGAGGGGCAUAGGGCGGUGCCCUACAAGGCCGGCCGGUGAGCUGUGUGCUCUUGUUAAGCAGGUAGUGGUUUCGAGUGUUGAAAGCCUUGGGCGGAUGCCUUACGUUGA